Messenger RNA from Armigeres subalbatus, 820 nucleotides. RefSeq lists its product as uncharacterized. Bases 81 to 806 code for a protein of 241 amino acids. The record is from RefSeq and is a predicted model, not a curated record. Lineage: Eukaryota; Metazoa; Arthropoda; Insecta; Diptera; Culicidae. The transcript is spliced from 2 exons.
UGUGGCUGAUCAAAUUCUGUGUUAUAUUGGCGUGGUUGGUGAUUAUCGUGGAGUCCAGCAUCCAACGGGUGCCCAGAAAAAUGACAACGAAAAGUGAUAGAAAACGAUAUACCGUGAAAUUAAGACAAUACGGUUCCAAUGAAUAUGACAAUUUUAUUGAUUCUCUGGAAGAUUACGCAGCUUUUAGUGAAUAUGCUGACUAUGCCGACAACUAUAAUAUAAGAGGGAUUCAGAAACCUUACAAGAAGCCCAUGAAGAAUUAUCAACCGGUAUACAUUCGACCCAAACCAGCUCCCAUUAUUCGAAAAAUGCAUCAUUUACCCGUGAAUCAAAGAAUUGUAAGCGUACGUUACAGCUUCUCUGACCUUUUGAAAAACUUUUUGCUCACUCUGAUAACACUGGGGAUACCAGUCGCUGCGUUUCCGUUCCUGGUAUUGGCAGUGAAGGUGCUGUGUGGCGUGAAGCUAUUGGUAAUUGCCAACGUAAUCGUCUUUGGUCUCCUAGCUGCAAAGUAUAAAUAUCACCACCACAAUUGGUCACCAUCAUCUGGAUCCAGCCUUUUAGCAAUCACCCAGCCGAUAACAACUGUAGUCAACACUCCUGUGCAGCAACAACAGCAACAGAAUUGGGGCUACACGUAUCCUUGGUGGCCAUUCUAUAAUAGUAGUUGCAUUUUUUGCUAUCCUUAUUAUAAUAACAGCGACCAGAAUGAUGAUACUGAGUUAACUGCAAACUCCAAACAUACUCGAAGUAACGUCAAUCUAAUAAAUCUUUUAAGGCACGAAAAGAAUGUGAACGAGAGUUGAGCCAUAAAUAUACA